Molecule: messenger RNA, 3532 nt
Organism: Chanos chanos (milkfish)
Lineage: Eukaryota; Metazoa; Chordata; Actinopteri; Gonorynchiformes; Chanidae
Product: DENN domain-containing protein 2A
Exons: 20
Coding region: 57-3173 (1038 amino acids)
Biological process (GO): retrograde transport, endosome to Golgi
Cellular component (GO): actin cytoskeleton
Source: RefSeq, a predicted model, not a curated record
CAAAAUGAGAGAUCACUGCAAGACCGCUCCUACACGGCUCAUCCAGCUUAGGAAGGAUGCCAGCUGCUAGCACCAUGACUGGUGGUAGAGCACUACUGCUCUGUACAGACACCGAAAACCGUAUCUACCAAUCAGUAAACGGGCUCCAGUGUUGUGGCUUGACACUUGGGGAGACACCAUCAGUGGUCCCCCAGAGGCCAGACUUUUGCAGGGACGGGGACAACAAGACCCCACUCACGUCCCUGGACAACCUUAGCGACAGCCUAGUGGGGGCCACCAUGCUAACCCACAAAAGAUCUCCAUCUGCAGACACAGGUGGCAUUGAGAACGGCCUGGUAGGCUGUAACAAAUUCUCCAAGACCCCUAUGCCACUGAGGAGUAGUGCCAGCAUUAGAGACAAGAUCUCCCAAUGGGAAGGCAAAACAGAGACUCCCGGGUCUUCUCCACAGAUGACGGGACAACAGAAAGAAACUGAAAUUUUGAUGAAAAAGGAUGUCAAAAGCACAGAGAUCCAUAGAACAGACAGCAAAAGACUUUUCAGCUGGGAGAGACAGGACUGUGGGAAGGAAAAUGGGGGAAGGCUUGGAGAUUCACAACCAAAAUCCCUGGAAAGUUGCACAAAAGAAAAAGAGUUGAGAGCAGACAAGGUGCAUUGGGCCAAAAUGCCAGAAACAACCCAGGACAAGAAGUCGGUUUUGACCCACAUUAAGAAACUUGAGCAAGCCAUGAAGGAAUCUCCCACCAAGGCUUCCCUUGUCUUACCUGGCAACUAUUUCUGUCCUCCAUCCAAAGAGGAACAAGAGGAGGCAGAGAGGAGAGCUGCAGAACCCAUUUUUGGGACACUAGAUGUGGUGAGGUCUGCUGGAGGCAGGCGUAAGCGGGAAGGUGACCCUGAAAAUGUCUACACAGAGCCUGGUGUGCCUUCCAUCAAUCCCCUGCCAAAGCCCCAACGCACCUUCCAGCAUCACAACCUGGCAUCCACCCCUGGGUCGACUCAAGCGUCAUUUAAAGGGAAGAGAAACCUGCCUCCCUUGCCCUCGAUACCUCCUCCACCCCUGCCUUCCUGCCCCCCACCGGGUGUCUGUCGGAGACCCUGGGCAGAACGAGCCAGAGACAGCAGUAACAGAAAGUCUUAUGAGUUUGAGGACCUGUUACAGUCGUUCACAGAGGGCUGUCGGGUGGAUUGGUAUGCACAGUCCAAGCUGAGCCUUACACGCACUUUAUCUGAGGAGAACAUCUAUGAGGAUAUCAUAGACCCUCCAUCAAAGGAAAACCCAUAUGAAGACAUUGAAUUGGAAAGUCGUUGUCUUGGGAAUAAGUGUCCUCUUCCUCUGUCACCUUCCUCACCCACACCUGACACUCCAACCAAGCUUUCGUCUAAGCCUGGCUUCUUCAGGCAGAACUCAGAGCGCCGCAGCUUCAAACUUCCAGAUCUACGCAAGAAUAACCGAGAGGGGGGCAUCGCCUCACCUUCCCGAAUCAGUCCUCCUUCCACUCCCAGCAGUCCUGAUGACACUCCCUGUCUCUCCGGAGACCCUUACAACCGCAGACGCAGGAAAAUCCCAAAGAUGGUACUGAAGAUCAAUGCCAUCUUUGAGGCUAGGAGGGGAAAGAAAAGGAUGAAAAGAGUCUCCCAAUCUACUGAGUCCAGCUCAGGCCGAGUGACAGACGAAAACAGUGAGUCAGAAAGUGACACUGAAGAGAAGCUGAAAGCUCAUAGUCAGAGACUGGUGUCGGUUCAGUCCAUGCUGAAGCAGACAAGUCGAUACCGCACACUAGAGCGAGACCUCAUGGAUCUGCAGGAGCGCAAGCUGUUUGAGUAUUUUUUGGUAGUGGCACUCCACAAGGCUAAAGCAGGGGCACCGUAUCUGCCCGAAGUUACUCAACAGUUCCCCUUAAAGCUGGAGAGAAGUUUUAAGUUCAUGAGAGAGACUGAAGACCAGUUGAAAGUUAUUCCCCAGUUCUGUUUCCCUGAUGCUAAGGACUGGGCACCUGUUGACAGCUUUCCCAGUGAGACAUUCUCAUUUGUAUUAACCGGAGAGGAUGGAAGUCGACGUUUUGGUUACUGCAGACGAUUACUGCCCAGUGGCAAAGGAAGACGGUUACCAGAGGUUUACUGCAUCGUAAGCCGACUCGGCUGUUUCGAUCUCUUCUCGAAGAUUCUCGACGAAGUGGAGAAGCGGAGGGCCAUUUCUCCAGCGCUUGUUCAGCCGUUCAUGAGAGGGAUCAUGGAAGCCCCUUUCCCUGCUCCUGGAAGAACCAUCACAGUAAAGAACUUUCUACCAGGCUCAGGCACUGAGGUGAUAGAAUUGUGCAGGCCCUCUGACUCUCGUCUGGAGCAUGUCGACUUUGAGUGUCUCUUCUCCUCCCUCAGUCUGCGUCUUCUCCUGCGUGUCUUUGCUUCGCUUCUGCUGGAGCGUAGGGUCAUUUUCACUGCAGACAAACUCAGUACACUGUCGCAGUGUUGCCAUGCAGUGGUGGCCCUGCUCUAUCCUUUUACCUGGCAACACACCUACAUUCCCGUGUUGCCUCCCUCCAUGAUGGACAUCGUGUGUACCCCCACGCCCUUCAUCGUGGGUCUGUUGUCCAGCUCCCUGCCCCGCCUCAAAGAGCUGCCCAUUGAGGAGGUCCUGGUGGUCGACCUUGGCAACAGUCGUUUCCUCAGACAGCUUGAUGAUGAAGACUCCAUCCUUCCCCAUAAACUUCAGUCUGCAUUAGAACAUGUUCUGGAGAAAAGGAAAGAGCUGGCCAGUGACAAAGGAGAUCUCACAAAUGAGCAAUGCUCUCUCAGCACCGCGGUGUCUGAGGCUUUUGUGCGUUUCUUCGUGGAAAUGGUCGGCCACUAUUCCCUGUUCAUGGGGGGCGGAGAUCGUGAAGAUGAUACGAACUCAGCCUCCUCCUCCUCCUCGCCCACACCCUCUUCAUUUCAGCGCGAGGCCUUUCGUAAGGCCGUCUCCUCUAAGAGCCUGCGUCGUUUCCUGGAGGUGUUCAUGGAGACCCAGAUGUUUGCCGGGUUUGUGCAGGAGAGAGAGCUACGCAGGCAGGGUCUCAGAGGACUAUUUGAGGUUAGGGCCCAAGACUACCUAGAUUCCCUGCCAGGGAGCGAGAACCGAGGGGUCAACAAAUUCCUCAAAGGUCUAGGAAAUAAAAUGAAAUUUCUCUCCAAAAAGUGAUGAUUAGCACCUGCUUUGAGAGAGUGAAGAAAGGUAGUUCAGGCAUACCAGUGCAGCUGGCCAAACAAACUCUAGGAGAGUCAGAGGAACAAGGGAGCCUCAAGACUCAUUUCCAUGCAAGGAGGGGGAAAAGAAAACCAUGAACUCAGCAAGGAAUUUGAGAAUGUGUGGACAUAUAAAAGUCACGGCCUCCAAAAUAGGUUGUUCUAGUGUGAAAUCUCCAUUUCCCUAUGUACAUUUAACCCCCAAAACAUAUUAGACACAAAUAAAAGCUUGAUCAAACAUGUUGCUCGUGGGGCCAAAACUGAACGUUUUCUGUACAGUUUUCUUUUCACAUUUCAAACCUUUUUUUUUAAGCU